GGCUCUCGGUAGGCGAGGGCGUGCUCUCGGCCUCUUCUCCCCGCCCGGUGUAUUCUGACGUUGCGUGGCGGGGAGGGAGGGCCCAAUAGCGGCCGCUGGGACGGGGGCUCCCAACAUGUCCGUGCUGCUGGCUGCGCUCGGCCUGCAAGAGCGGAGGGCUACGGGGAGAGAGGCCGCUUCGUGAGGCGGCGGUGGCGGCUCGAGCGCAGCCUGGCUCCCAUUUGGUGCCUCAGACAGUCGGGGCUGCUGAAGCGAGCGAGGAGACUUCGGCGCCAGGAAAUUCCAGAUGCUGCAUCCUGUUCUGUCUGAAGCUUAAUCUCUUCUCUACCUGUUGGUUGAAGGAAUGUAAACUUAACGCUUUAAAUCUGUGGAGAAAUUGACAGAGGUGCAGUUGUUGGACUUCUUUGAAAACAAAGCAAAUAUGGGCGCAUUUUUGGAUAAGCCAAAAACUGAGAAGCAUAAUGCUCAUGGGACUGGAAAUGGUCUGCGUUAUGGGCUUAGCAGUAUGCAAGGAUGGAGAGUGGAAAUGGAAGAUGCUCACACAGCUGUUGUAGGCAUUCCUCAUGGCUUAGAGGACUGGUCCUUUUUUGCUGUUUAUGAUGGUCAUGCAGGUUCUCGUGUGGCUAAUUACUGCUCAAACCACUUAUUAGAACACAUCACUAAUAACGAAGACUUCAGGGGAACAGAACAGCCCGGCUCUGCUCUGGAACCAUCCGUGGAAAAUGUAAAGAGUGGAAUCAGAACUGGUUUUUUGAAAAUUGAUGAGUAUAUGCGUAAUUUUUCAGACCUUAGAAAUGGUAUGGACAGGAGUGGCUCAACAGCAGUGGGAGUUAUGAUUUCACCUGAGCACAUUUACUUUAUCAACUGUGGAGAUUCACGUGCUGUUCUCUAUAGGAAUGGACAAGUCUGCUUUUCAACACAGGAUCACAAGCCUUGCAAUCCGAGGGAGAAGGAGCGAAUCCAGAAUGCAGGAGGGAGUGUCAUGAUUCAGCGUGUUAAUGGCUCACUAGCAGUUUCUCGCGCUCUUGGGGACUAUGACUACAAAUGUGUCGAUGGCAAAGGCCCUACAGAACAACUUGUUUCUCCAGAGCCUGAGGUUUAUGAAAUUGUAAGAGCAGAAGAGGAUGAGUUUGUUGUCUUAGCUUGUGAUGGAAUCUGGGAUGUAAUGAGCAACGAGGAGCUCUGUGAAUUUGUUAAGUCUAGGCUUGAAGUAUCAGAUGAUCUGGAAAAAGUGUGCAAUUGGGUGGUGGAUACUUGUUUACACAAGGGAAGUCGUGAUAACAUGAGUAUUGUACUAGUUUGCUUUUCAAAUGCUCCUAAGGUCUCAGAUGAGGCAGUGAAAAGAGAUGCAGAGUUGGAUAAGCACUUGGAAUCACGGGUUGAAGAAAUUAUGGAGAAGUCGGGUGAGGAAGGAAUGCCUGAUCUUGCUCAUGUAAUGCGCAUUUUGUCUGCAGAGAAUAUCCCAAAUUUACCACCAGGAGGUGGCCUAGCUGGCAAGCGAAACGUUAUAGAAGCUGUUUAUAACAGGCUGAAUCCACACAGAGAAAAUGAUGGGGGUGCUGGCGAUCUAGAAGAUCCAUGGUAGCCUUACAGAUCUACUAAAAUGCUUUUGAAUAUGAAAAAUGGGGGAAAAAACUUUUAAUCAGUUUUCUUCAAUACAAGGGAAAAAUUCUGGUGGAUUUCCAACACUUUUGUGAAAUGGGCAGAGAAAUUAUUAGGAUUUUCCAUCAUUUGUUCACAUUUGUGUUUUCUGAUAUUGCCACUCUUAGCAUUGCCUGUACUACAGUAUUUUUACCAGCCUUGAGCGUAUUGGUUACAUCUUUAUGAAGCCUGAGCUCUAAAAACCAACGAAAGAAUAAUCCUAGGAGCACAUCACUAAACGUACAUAACGUACCAUGGGAUUGUAGUUGUACUCUGAAGACACACUAUGGUUUAACAGAACUUAACAAUAUGAACAUGACAGAGUGCAGAUAAUUUUAAUGAGACAGUUACUUACUUCACCUUACCACGAUGGAAGGCUUUUGCUGCUCUGGGCUUGGAAGUCAUUUCUGUUGGGCAAUAUGCUAUAGGAUGUGUAAUUUUUUUAAUUUUUCCAGUUUUACCUGUAUUACCAGACUGUUAGGUUUUCCCCUACAGUGUCCAAAAAAAGUGAUAUGUUGCCUACUGCUUGCUUAUGAAAAAUUGUAUUUGGCAAUAAUAUAAGGAGAUUUUAGGCAUCUAAAACCAAUAAGAAUUUUACGCAUGUGUAUAACACAUCCUUAAACUCUUGCUAGAAAAAAUCUUUUAAAACCAAACAACUUAAUUUAUGGUUAGUUGUAAUUUGCUUUGACAUCUCACUCAUUGCGGCAAGAUUUUUUUAAUGCUGAAUAUUUGCCUUUAUUAUAAUGUAAAUUGUGAUUUUGUUCUAAAUGUGGUUUUCUAUAGUUUUUUUUUCCUUUUGAUUUCUAUCAGCUUAAGAGAAGAGGUCUUAUGUGUAAUAUGGGUAUAAUUUUUAAUUGUUUGCAUUAUUUACAAAGUUCAAAUUAUCACUUUGAGAUUACUAUAAAUACAACUAAAAUUAUCUAUUUUAAAUCUAAGAAAAUAUUAGAGAUAUUUUCAUGGGUUCAGUGACCUUUCAUUUUAUAAGCAAUGGGCAUGGUACAGAGUGGCCGUCAUGUAAGGUACUUGAAAAUUCUUAGUUUAAUUCUAUUUUUGCAAUAACCUUAUUUUUUUCUUAAGUCUUUUGAGUUGUGCAUGUAUUGAGUCCAGUUAAUGCUGAAAGUGGAGAAGAGUAAAGUAUUUAUCUAAAAAAAUAAAUAAAAGCUAUUGGGGAGGGGAAACAAUGAAUGUAUCCAUCUGUACAUGAUUUACAUGCUGUGGAUGCCUUGUAAACAUUUUCCUAUUUGUUUAAACUGUGUUUCAGCAGGAUGUAAUUGCCCUUGUGUGUAGUUUAAGCUAACGACAGUCAUCAACUGGUUUUGUGUGAAAUGAAAUUCAUGGUAUUUUUCUGUAACUUUCCCCCAUGCACACACACUUGAGUGUAGAUACAUAUACACUCUUUAUAACCUGGUGCCUACAGGCAGCUUUCCCAAUCAUUUGGUUCAUUGUGUAUCUGAUUUGGGGGAGGGAGGUGAGGGUGGGAGGGAGGGAGUCUAGAGAGGAUUAUUGCCACAAUAUAUUUUAUUUAUUCAUUAGAUUUUAGCCUUGUAAGUUAAAGUGUUCUAAAUGAUGAUGUUAACAGGUAUUUGUCCCUACUGGGUUUUUUGGGGGGUUGUUAAAAGCUAGGGAAUGAAGAAUGCAAAAUGGUUUAUUGUUCAGACUGUCUGCUCUGGUCCAAUCCUGUACUGAUAGUACCUUCCCAGUAUGAUAUUGUGAUGUUUCAUACAAUACAGUGAACAUAACCAACUUGUUAUCUUCAAUAAAGGAUUGCUAAAACAGUGA
Messenger RNA from Eublepharis macularius, 3420 nucleotides. It is a transcript of the gene PPM1B, whose product is annotated as protein phosphatase, Mg2+/Mn2+ dependent 1B. The record is from RefSeq and is a predicted model, not a curated record. Gene Ontology annotation, cellular component: nucleus; cytosol. The transcript has 7 exons. The coding region runs from base 422 to 1585 and encodes 387 amino acids. Gene Ontology annotation, molecular function: protein serine/threonine phosphatase activity; manganese ion binding; magnesium ion binding. Lineage: Eukaryota; Metazoa; Chordata; Lepidosauria; Squamata; Eublepharidae. Gene Ontology annotation, biological process: positive regulation of canonical Wnt signaling pathway; negative regulation of canonical NF-kappaB signal transduction; positive regulation of canonical NF-kappaB signal transduction.